AUGGCCUCAGCGACGUAUUACUUGCUCCUCAUAAUCUUGCUCCCACCUCAAUGUUCGUUCACCGGUCAAGUCGUGGUUGCCGGUAUAUUCUCCGCCAUGCAUAUCCUGGUCACAGAGUCCAUCAGGAAUCGAGCACUUCGCUCUAUGCAGUUGCUUCUUGUUCUUCUCCAAAUCAUCAUCAAGUGUAUCUGCCUUGCUUCCUUCCCAUUCCAGAUUGUAUCAAUCAUCAAACCAGCCGACGAAUGUAAUCCUAACUACCACUAUUGUGUCAGUGAAAACGUUUUCGAGACUCAAAUGGCAGCAACUGUUGCCAUUCAUACCAUAAUGUUUCUGUUCGGAUGUGCAGAGAUCAAACGGCUUCUCAUUCUCCUUAAGUACCAUAACAAAACAACAAAGAAAGAAGUUUGCGCCGGCAACCUGGAAAACGCUGUACUCGCGAACGAGCCACUGCGCACACCAAGCCAAGAUAAGGAUCUGCAAGAAAUGAAGAUAGUUGCUUGA
This is a messenger RNA of Caenorhabditis briggsae, 501 nucleotides long. Lineage: Eukaryota; Metazoa; Nematoda; Chromadorea; Rhabditida; Rhabditidae. The coding region runs from base 1 to 501 and encodes 166 amino acids. The transcript is spliced from 3 exons. The record is from RefSeq and is a predicted model, not a curated record.